AUGUGCACAAGCAUGGUGACAGCUGCGGCUCUUGGGCUAGGUGGCCUGCUAGUAUCAGAUAGUGUGAAGACAAAGCAAGCCUCUGCUUCCCUUCUCUCUGAAAAGCAUUUGUUACAGAAGCAACUCCAUCAGGUUAACAGCUCACUGGAGUCAUCUAAACAAAAACUCUCCCGUGGUGAAGAGCAGAUGAAAGCCUAUGUCGCACAAGCUAUAAAAACUUCUUCAGAGAACAGGCAUCAUGCAAUUACCAUUGAAAAGACUCUGCUGGAGGUAUCUGACGCAGAGAAGGAGCUCAAGUGGCUUCGGUCCGCCGUUGGAUCCUCUGAGAAAGAAUAUGAGCAAAACCAGAAAAAAAUAGCUGAGCUCAGAACGGAGCUGGAACGUGAGAGAAGCGAGAAGAGAAAGCUUGAGGAAGCAUACGAGGAGGUUAAGAAUGAAGUCAUGGAGCUGACAUCUGAGAACGAAGAAGCUACUAUCCAGAAGCUCCAGGACGAGAUAAAAGACUCCAAGGCUAUUCUCAAGUGUGGCGUGUGCUUUGACCGGCCGAAAGAGGUUGUGAUCACCAAAUGCUUCCACCUGUUCUGCUCGACCUGUAUCCAGAGGAACCUCGAGCUACGCCACCGGAAGUGCCCAGGCUGCGGCACCCCUUUCGGGCAAAACGACGUGCGAGAGGUGAAGAUCUGA
Triticum turgidum subsp. durum (durum wheat) is the source of this 684-nucleotide messenger RNA. NCBI's taxonomy places the organism in Eukaryota, Viridiplantae, Streptophyta, Magnoliopsida, Poales, Poaceae. The record is from the annotation of a GenBank genome assembly.